UACUCAGCUCGGACAGAUGCAUAGACAACUUGCUCAAGUUCAUCGAAGAUUAUGGCCAGUCACACUCACAGUCUAUCUUUGCUCCACGGCGACGACCUAGUACUAGGGUCCGUAUGCUUUCUUCAGAUACAGACUGAGACAGUACUUCUAAAAGAAUUGUGCGCUUUGGUAUUGUACUAGGAUCACUCUCUCUCACUCUCAGACUGACGCUCUAACAUCAGGAAGGGAACUUCUCAGGCACAACUGGAAAGAGCUCUUCACUGAUAUACCGAAUGAUUAUGGCUAUUGUCGAAGUCCAACGACAACGAUUCUCAUGAAAUAGAGUUGAUCUUCUACUUCUUGAUUCUUCUUUUUUUCAAUUCCAGAAAAAUACAAAAAGGCAUACCAACAGUUCAUCUUUGUCUUCGCUGAUUUCAUUGUCAACAUGUUGAAUUAGCGAAAGAUGGAAAUGCUUACCAUGAGGCGGGGUCCGUUGCUCUGUGUAAGAAUUGCUGCAAAGUUGACCAGGGAGGGUUAGACAUGAAGUACAUGACCAUGGCCAAAGAUGACAACUGUACUCUCGCCACAAAAUUUGAUACGCACGCGGUAGCAGCUCUAUCUCUAACAAGGACAGGCAGGAGAUGUCCGAUUCCGACGCACAAGAGCAUCAAAAGGGAGACGGCUGGUAGUAAUACCUUCCUGGUGUCGUGGGUUUGGAUUUUACUCGGUGAUAAUAGAUCAACAGAAAGCUCAAGACUCGGAAUUUCAAUUCCACUGACCAGCACUCCGAUUACUCUAAUAACAUGUUGGACGAGUGUGCUCAUACGUGAUUGAAAUAUGAACAGGUGCGGCCAUCGUCUCCCGAAACUAAUAGUCUAUUUACAACGACGUACAACUACUCACAACGUUGGCGUGGUAAGCAUAUUUUUGUGCAUGUGGUGAUCCCAGCAUUGCUUUCGCAGGUGGUUGACGUACAGUCACGUGAUAACGGGAAUCCAAGCAUGUUUGAUGCUGUCGGUGAGGCAUGUAAAAAUGGCAAUAAUGCCGAUGCGUGUGGUGGAGCGGAUCACAAUCGUACUACACUUGAUAAAACUAUAUAAUUUGUAGUCUGGAAUUCGAUCAACUAGUACCUUCUUCGACUUGUGCUUCAGCUUCAUCUACUUCUUGUUCUACUUAUUAUAGCUCCUGAACAACUUGAAGAAGUAGACAAGAUGAUUCUAGUAAGUCAUUUCUUCAAGAAACCCUAGUUGUACCUUCCCAGAAGUAUAAACCAAAACCAAGCUCGAUAAACAAUAUGACAAUUGUGAUAAGCUCACUACCUGCAGAUCCAGACGACUCACCUGAGACCGAUACUAUUGAAGGCGAAGACUUUGCUGAGGCACCGAAUUCGUUGAUAUCCGUGGCUCCAAGUGGCAAGCUUUCGAGUUUCACAGAAAGAGAAGCCGUGGAAACAUCGUUUCCUGGUGGGGGUCAUAUGGCAGGCUAUAAAUUAAUCAUGUAGUAGGCUCACUUGUUCUAGUACCGCGAGAUCCUGACCACCUCCUAUUCAAGAUAGCAGCUAGACGACGGCCUCUAAAGAUAGGAGCCAUAGGUUGAGGAUGUCACCACUGCUUACUCUGAUUGCCUACACUGUUACUCGUCACUCCCCUUCUUCAUAAGUUUUUGGAAUUUACGCAGGGACGUUGUCGCAGACUUGAAAGAUAUCAUUGUCGCGCAUCAACAACAACUACAGGAUGGAGUAGUGAAUGGAGUAGUGGCAAAAUUAGAAGAGGUAUUUUCUGACAAAGUUUCUUCAGAAGACCUACUACAGCAGAUUAGAGUAUCCCAUCAAGAACAAAUGAAGGAGUUGCGUCAGGAUGUAAAACAAGUUUUACAAGAACAGCAGACAGUAAUAUCCCAGGAAAUACGGGAGUUGCAUCAAAAAGUAGAACAAGUUUUAGAACGAGUGGAGCAACAUCAGCAACAGCAGAAUGGGAGAACACAGUCCGAGGCGUUGGCGAAAUCGCAAGUACAAGCAGGGCUCCCGCCACAAGAAGAGCUAAAUCACCCGCCGCUGGAAAUGCACGAAAUUCCAAUCAAUAUGAAAAGCCAUGCCAGGCACAAUGACGGUGUCCCCUUUAUCCCUCGCGAUACACUAGGGAAAAUACUGAGAUCACCGAACGAAAAACUCGAAAACCAAGAGAAGCGAAAUGUGCAGGUGAUCAGGAUGGCCGUAUGGCUUCAUUUAUUAAGAGUGAAGGCGUGAGAAUUUCGACGGCUAGCAGCGCUCCGACCACUGGCCUAGGCUUGAGGAACAAGGACAAGAGCCGACAGUCUCAUAACAACGCUCUUAAUUAAUGGCGCCAUUCUCAUUAAAAUAUUUUGAAAAAAAACCCAGCCUCGACCCCACGACGCUUCAAAGUUGGCUGGGUGAUGAUGCCAAACUCCCGCAUCUCGUGUAUCGCAUCAAUUUCGUAGCUCCCAAGGCUCCACGACCAGGUCAUGAAGAAGGUCCACUGUCCCACAAAGAACAGAUCAAACUGCUGACUGAGGCGAUGUUCUUGCAGAUGUGCCGCUACGACUACAAAGUCACCGAAGAAGUAGAACGAACAGAAGAAGUAAAAGUAGAUCUUGAGGACAAGUUCGGCAUUGUCGAUCGAACAAGAGGAGAAUAUGGCGACAGACUAACUACUACAGCCUUCGGCGGCGCCUUCCAGAAUGAGAUUCGUAGUGAUCUUGUGGACCCACCACGCGCUGUCAAACUAGGUAAGUUCAACUGGCGUCAUAAUUUUCUCAGAGAUCUAGAAAAGUACACGAGUUCAUCAGAAUGGGUGUCUGUUACACAGGUACACAACGACCUACAAGAGUACAUCAGCAGGCCUCUAUUUUUGAAUAGCAGAAACAGUCGCGCUCUCGAAGUAUUUUGCACAACGGCACUGGAUCGAUCUGGCACGAAAGAUAUGGCGAUUUUCCGAAAAAUUGUGAUCGAGUUUUUGUUUAUUAAGGCAGAACCAGACGAAAUCAAGGAUUCAUCGAAUACUAUACAAUAUUUAUGGUUUACCAUCAUCUUGCAUCUGUCUCUGACUUCCACCAUCCUUCCCUCGUUUUUCAAUAGAAAAACAAAAGAGGGCAAGGAUGUUCCGAAGAAUGUUGCAAUGGUGGAAUCUCGAAUGCACCUCAACGGGGAAUACUAUUCCAGUGCAUGAUUAACGAUAAUCAUGACGUUUUUGGCGACCAAAAUACUCGACAAAGCAAGAAAUAUUUCAUGAGAAGCCGUGUCUUUUUUCGAUUGCAGAAUUUUUAUAUGUACCGUGAUGCUGAUGGAGUUCCUCGCCAUUCCGUUUUUUACAAAUUUUACAUAAGUACGUGGUAUGAAAAAUAGAGUCGGACUAGAUCUAAAAUGAAGAACAAUAUCAUCAUUACUAAUGCUUUGCAUGUUUUUAGCAACUAAACAAGUCCAGCAUAGCCUCAGCCACCAACUGGCUGUAUCGGAUUCUCUCACCUUGACACUGAGCAAACAGAUUAUUGAAUAUGAAAUUGUCCCUCAGUCUUCCUCUGGCUGUAAGAUGUCCUCGAACCCAAUAAAGACGGUAGAUUAUAAGAUGUCCAUACUCAAUCAUUUACGGACAUCGGAAAGGUAGAUCAAUGAAGCAGAGUGGGAAAGGAAAUUCACUCAAUCCGAAGAU
Molecule: messenger RNA, 3644 nt
Organism: Amoebophrya sp. A25
Lineage: Eukaryota; Dinophyceae; Syndiniales; Amoebophryaceae
Source: the annotation of a GenBank genome assembly